This is a messenger RNA of Homo sapiens (human), 3071 nucleotides long. It is a transcript of the gene GLT1D1, whose product is annotated as glycosyltransferase 1 domain containing 1. The transcript is spliced from 13 exons. Gene Ontology annotation, molecular function: glycosyltransferase activity. The record is from RefSeq and is marked validated. NCBI's taxonomy places the organism in Eukaryota, Metazoa, Chordata, Mammalia, Primates, Hominidae. Bases 105 to 1193 code for a protein of 362 amino acids. Gene Ontology annotation, cellular component: extracellular region.
ACAGACCCAGCCGCCCCGGCUCCCCCGCCGUCCGCGUCUGCGCCGGCCCCGGGGCCUGGUCGGCGGCGGCGGGGCCGGUCGAUGGCCCGGGCGGCGGCGGCGGCAUGCGGCUCCUGUUCCUGGCGGUGCUGCGGCCACACACCGGCAACGCGGUCACGGCCCAGCGCGUUCGGGCCCAUCUAGAGGCUGCAGGGCACGUGUGCGUUUUGAAGGAUGCCUUUGACUUUGAAAGCCGAUCUGAGAUUGCAAACCUCAUCUUGGCUGAGAACUGCGAGGCUGCCCUGGCUCUUCAUCUCUAUAGGGGAGGCAGGCUUUUGCAAGGCCACCGAAUCCCUUUUGGAGUCAUCUUUGGUGGAACUGAUGUAAAUGAAGAUGCCAACCAGGCGGAAAAAAACACAGUCAUGGGCAGAGUUCUUGAGGAAGCCAGAUUUGCUGUCGCUUUCACAGAGUCAAUGAAGGAAAUGGCACAAGCGCAGUGGAAAGCAAGACAGAUCUCAUUGGCUGUCACAAGUGCAGUUCCUGUACAGCCGCAUGCUAAGGGUAAGGUCUAUGUCCAGAGUCAAGGAAUUGCAACAACACCAAACGCCGCUUUUAACUGGAAUACCUUUCUUCAACGCUCUGAGAUUAACCAAAGUGCUGAUAAUUUGCACAUAUUUCUUCUGAUAUGUGGACUUCGACAAGUUAAGGAUCCUCUCUAUCUGGUGGACGCAUUUUCAGCCUGGCAUCAGGAGGAGCCCAAUGUGCACCUGGUGAUUGUGGGUCCUGAAGUCGAUCCAGUGUUUACAAGGGAAGUGAAAGCCAAAGUGAAAAGAGCCGCUGGGGUACGAUUGAUUGGAGAGAUGCCUCAAGAAGAUCUGCACGCGGUGGUGAAGAAUUGCUUCGCGGUGGUGAAUAGCUCUGUCUCUGAAGGCAUGUCAGCUGCAAUUUUGGAGGCAAUGGAUUUAGAAGUACCGGUAUUGGCCAGGAACAUCCCCGGGAAUGCUGCCGUGGUGAAGCAUGAAGUCACAGGGCUACUGUUUUCCAAUCCUCAGGAGUUUGUUCAUCUGGCAAAGAGACUGGUUAGUGAUCCUGCAUUAGAAAAGGAAAUCGUAGUGAACGGAAGGGAAUACGUGAGAAUGUAUCAUUCAUGGCAGGUGGAAAGAGACACCUACCAACAGCUCAUCAGGAAGCUGGAAGGAAGCACUGAAGAUUGAGGGCCCCGCCUCAUCAGACACCUGCUCUCUGACACACAGCUCUGGGUGCACACUCAGAGACAGAGUUCUGGAUCACGUGGGCCCAGUGCAGUUCAAAUAAAACCAGCCUCAGCGGAAUCCUAGAAAAUGUUAGUCGUGAGUCCCCAGAGCCACUGCAUUCAUCCCAUAUCCUUCUGUGCGUUCAGAUGCUGUCCCAGGCGUGUUCACCAGCCAGUCCUGAUGGAGGUGCAUGAGUGACUGGGUUGACUGGGACAGGGAAAGGGGAACUGGUUUUCAGGGAAUUUGGGAGAGAAUUUGAUUACCUGCCUUAGGGCUUUGGUGUGGACAAUAGAGGCUUAUUUUCAAGCAGUCAUGGUUCAGACUCCUCCCGCCUGCCUUCUGACCAACCUCUCCCCAUCGUUGCCAGUUUGAAAGGCAAAAGCAAAACAGACGUGUCAGCUGAGCCGAGUCCUCGCAGGAUUUUUGUUGUGAUCUCAGGACUCUGACAGGCACGUGGGUGACCCGAGGCUUCUCUGAACACUAGAAAGCGCUGUGAGUGAGCUCACGCCCGGCACAGCUCACUUUUCAAUGGUGGAAUUGAAAGUUGUGCUUUUUAGAAAAGUGGCCAGGCUGCCCGCAGGCCCCGCCCACCUCUUGGCUGAAUUUGAGUGGAAAACCAGGAAGGAACAAGCGCCACGUCACGCAUAGCCUGCAAAUCGCCCGCGUGACCCUGAGAUGGAGGCCUGAGGCUUUGGGUCCAGGGUGGGCUCUUCCCCUUCCCACAUCAGGGACCCGGGGAUGGAUGUCGGAAGGGUCACCAGCCUCCAGCCUUUGGCAGGAUGGAGCUUGGGUCUGCAGGGCUUUGCAGCCACACAGCGAGGUCAGUCCGGGGCCAGCCGCGCCAUCAUGGUAAUGGUGGCCUCGCCCCAUCCAUGUCAUCCAUGUCACAUGAGGACGUGCAGUCUUCCUUGUCCUCUCCUAGUGGAAUUUGCCUGGGAGAACCUCCACUGAAUACUGAAAUUGUUGCAUGCCUGUGGAUUCCUUACGACAAUGGGGAACGCGGUGUUUCCCACCUCUUGUGGGUAGAAAGCAGUCUGCUUUGAGGAGGCGAGAAGGCAAAGCCAGGGCAGGGCGUUGCUGUGGGAAGCGUUCGGUGAAAGCGGGUUUCGACGCUUAGGAGGGCCGAGGGAGAAGAUUCCACCAGCAUUGUCCUUGCUUCAAGUUUUAGGAUGUCUGAACUUUCAGCUUUCAUGUUUUCAACCAUCAUUUUUUUAAUGGCACAACCUACAUCUUGUUUUUAAAAGAAGUAGCCUCAAAUUAAACUCCUUAAACUCUGAUGCCCUGGGGAUGAGAACAACUAGCUUGGAUCUCGUGCCGUGUAAUUCAAUGUUUCAUUCCGCUGCCUCCAUCAUGUAAUAGAAUCGCUUUCCAGAAAGGCAGUUAACUGGAAGCAGCAGAGGCUCCCAGCCGUGAGAGGACUGCUCAACAAUGCCCCCCAUCGCCGCCCCCCCACCCCUCGCACCCCUUGUGUUUUCCCUCUGAGGGGCCCAAGGGUUAUGGCUUUCAUGUCUAGGUGUGGGGACAGAGGAGGGAGAGGCAGAUCCUGGGCCGGGAGAGGAUGGCCUGGUCUGAAUCUGGAGUAAUUAAUGCCACCCAAAGAAAAGGCCCUGCCAGGUCCAAUGUUGUCUUAGAUCUGAUGAUGCUGCUAUUUACAAAACACUGAUCGUCCGAAAGCUUGAAUCUGUUCCUCCUCGAAUGACCCUGUAGAUGCCUGACCUCCACCGUACCUCCACAUCACUAUUCAUGUCCUUCUAGGAAAAUGUGCACAUGCCUCACGCACUAUGUGGGAAGGGCGUGUUUUUAAAUUAAUAAAGUGUGUCACCAUUAGCCAUACGAAAA